UGCUGCUGGGGCCCCAGGUCGUCGAACCAACCGACCAAUCACCACGACUCUGUAAGCCUGAAUCCUAAUGAGGCCCACGGUAUAUAUUCGCUCACCCUCGCAUCACCUGGAGAUUUUUCCAACCACGAUCGACUGGCGAGGUAACAAAAAUGAGGUGGAUGACGGAAAAGUUGUUACUUUUCCUGGGAGUUUUCUCGGUGACAUUUUGCACCUACGCAAUCGCCGGUGACCAAGGAAAGCAUGGAAGAGUCGUUUGUUACUUCAGCAACUGGGCGAUAUACAGGCCAGGAAUCGGGAGAUACACGAUCGAAGAUCUUCCCGCGGAAUUGUGCACGCACGUGGUAUACUCGUUUGUCGGUGUGAGCAACGUGACGUGGGAAGUGCUAGUGAUCGAUCCGGAUUUGGACAUCGAUCAGGAUGGAUUCAAAAACUUCACGAAUUUGAAGCAUAAGUAUCCAGGACUGAAGACCGAGCUUGCGGUGGGCGGUUGGGCCGAAGGUGGUCGAAAGUACAGUGCGAUGGCUGCGGUUGGCGAACGAAGAAAAUCGUUCAUUCGCAGCGUCGUCGAAUUCAUGUACAAAUAUGAUUUCGACGGAUUCGACCUUGACUGGGAGUAUCCUGGGGCCACCGACCGAGGAGGUAAAUUCUCUGACAAAAAUACUUUCGUAUACUUUGUCGAGGAGUUACGGCGGGCCUUCGACAGGGAGGGAAAAGGCUGGGAAAUUACAAUGGCCGUUCCGUUGGCUAAAUUCCGUCUUCAAGAGGGUUACCAUGUUCCAGAGUUAUGCGAGCUUGUGGACGCUAUCCACGUUAUGGCGUACGAUCUUAGAGGGAACUGGGCCGGAUUUGCAGACACCCAUAGCCCCCUUUACAAACGACCACACGAUCAGUGGGCAUACGAGAAACUUAACGUCAAUGACGGUAUGAGACUCUGGGAAGAUCUCGGCUGUCCGUCAGACAAACUUGUCGUUGGAAUUCCGUUCUACGGUCGUAGUUUUACUCUAAGCAACAGCAACACUAACUAUAAUCCAGGGACUUACAUUAACAAGGAAGCCGGAGGUGGAACUGCCGGAAAUUAUACCAGAGCCAAGGGAUUCCUCGCUUAUUACGAAAUAUGCCCUGAAACUCAAGAUCCAAAAUCCGGAUGGACCAACGAGUGGGAUUCCCAAGGGAUGGUGCCAUAUGCAUACAAAGGUACCCAAUGGGUGGGAUACGAAAACGAAAAAAGUGUUCAAAUCAAGAUGGAUUUCAUAAAGAACAAGGGAUACGCCGGAGCGAUGACCUGGGCGAUUGACAUGGAUGAUUUUCACGGUAUUUGCGGCAAGCCAAACGCCCUCGCCCACAUUCUCCAUGAAAAUAUGAAGAACUACAUUGUUCCCGCUCCUAAGCACGCCACGACUCCGAGGCCUGAAUGGGAUCGGCCACCAAGUACAGCGGCUUCGCCCGGAGACGCAGAUCGUCCACAUCGUCCUAUAAAGACGACCAAGGCACCGAUGACAACCGCAAGACCCACUCCAGCGUACAGACCACCAUCGACACCGACCACGCCGAGACAAACGGAGGAAACAACACAGCCAACGCGACCCUCGUGGCCUUCGACGUCCGCAAAACCUGCGGUGAUCAACGAAAUAGACGAUACUUCCAAUGAAAUUAAAUGUGGAAAUGACGACUUCAUGCCGUCCAAAGACUGCACUCUGUACUACCGUUGCGUUUAUGGGAAACCUCUGAAGUUCCAGUGUCGCGACGGUACCGUGUACAAUACGGAAAAGUUAAUCUGCGAUUGGCCGAAGAAUGCAGAUCGUUCGGAAUGCCGAAGCCGAAGAAGAAACUGAAUAACAUAAUUUUUAUUCGUAUUGAUUUUCAGAUCUUCUGGUUUUAUUAUCGCUAUUUUUCUUUGAUCUUUUUUGUUUCUUCUACGUUUCACUUUUAACAGUUUUAACGAAGUAUGGGCGUAUGAUAUAUUUAUGCGUGGAACGUGUCUAUGAAUAUAAAAUUUAGCGCCAGUUUUGUGACGUUAUAUGCCAAUGACUGCCGUUUUAGGCCAUUAUAGGUACAUCACAGUUAUAAUAGGUGUAACAAGAACUGUUAAUCAACGGUCAAUUUAAUUGCUCGUUUGUUUGCUUUGCAAUAAUCGCUUGAUGUUCAACGCACAUAAGCAUAAAUACAUGAACAUAUUAUAUUAUACGAGUAUGUGAUCAAAAAAGCAAAGUGGCGGUGAAAAGUUCACUUGAAUUUAAUAUAAUUAGGUAUAUGUAUAGGACUAAUAAAGCGAGCUAUUAUUUUUAAUAUCCAUCCAAUAUAUGUGACGAUAAUAACAAUAAUUAUUAUGCGCAGCAUUCACAGUUUUGUAAACAAUUCACUGGAAAUUUUCAAUCAUGUAAAAAAGUUCCUGUAUGCAUCACCAAUCUUCUUUUAAAAAUUUAAUCGACGUUAUAACGUACAGGAAAUCCUUCUGACUCUACUUCCGAUAAUUUAUUCUACAGUGAAAUUUUAAAUUCCAAGUCGCAUCGCACUUGAUGAGCCUCAGUCAAGUAGGAUAGGUUUGAACAUUGAAUAUAGAACCCGUGCUGCAUAAAUGAUAUUAUAUACUUGAA
Messenger RNA from Athalia rosae (coleseed sawfly), 2594 nucleotides. RefSeq names its product endochitinase. The transcript is spliced from 10 exons. Gene Ontology annotation, biological process: chitin catabolic process; carbohydrate metabolic process. Bases 150 to 1832 code for a protein of 560 amino acids. Gene Ontology annotation, cellular component: extracellular region. The record is from RefSeq and is a predicted model, not a curated record. Gene Ontology annotation, molecular function: chitin binding; chitinase activity. NCBI's taxonomy places the organism in Eukaryota, Metazoa, Arthropoda, Insecta, Hymenoptera, Athaliidae.